Harpia harpyja (harpy eagle) is the source of this 2092-nucleotide messenger RNA. RefSeq names its product zinc finger C2HC-type containing 1B (gene ZC2HC1B). The transcript has 7 exons. NCBI's taxonomy places the organism in Eukaryota, Metazoa, Chordata, Aves, Accipitriformes, Accipitridae. The record is from RefSeq and is a predicted model, not a curated record. Bases 1298 to 1972 code for a protein of 224 amino acids.
UCUCCCUUAUACUGAUGGUUAGAUAUAGUGCCAUGAUAUAGCAGUUUUGCAAGUUGAGGAGUUUUCACCCGCUCCUUAGCUCUUUUUGGGGUUGGUUGUUUCUUGUUUGGGUACUGUUACAAAAGAUGUAGAAUAACCUUUUAUAAACAGAGGUGUCUGAAAAGCUGUUGUCUAGCUAGGCAUCCCUGUUACCUAACCUGAGUUACACGUUUCUUAGCAAGUAAAAUCUGUCGCAACAAGUGUUGCAGUUACAGUAGUCAAUGACCCUUACUGUUGCCAUUGAAAUCAGCUUUGCUGAAAGUCUCAGUCUGAGUAGUAUGGCAAACCAAACAGUAGAUACAUAGAAAAAUACUGCAUGUUGCAGAUAGCCAUUGUAUUGAUUUUACUGAAAUACUAUUUUUCAGGUCUUGCAUUCAGUUUGGUUUCAUUGAAAUACAAACUUAGGACCCACCGCAAUCGUUGCAGAGACUUUCUGAAGACGAGCAGAGGGCCAGUAUCUUUAGGCUUGGUGUGAUCUUAAAUUUCUGUACUGUGCAUGUGAAUUAUUCUUACAGUGACCAGUCCAUACAUGUGAAUGAAACCAAUAGGAUUUGUAGUCAAUCCUUCUGAAUCCUUUUGUAUUCAUAAGAAACCCUCAGCUUUAGGUCUUUAGGACUAUAGGCUGAGCAAUCUUCUGCCUUUGGGUAAAAAGUUAACCAUUUUACUGAUAAGGAGCACAGUAACCCACACAGCAGUAGAGUGGCUUGACUACUACUAAAUUCAAAGCAUCUUAAAUAUUCCUUAAAUAGUUUUGUGAAUACUAGAUGGACACAAGCUAACAGAAGGACUGAUGAGGCCUUUUAAUAUACAGAAACAAUUCAAAGUACUUGUUUUUAUUGUAAGGAGGCUUUUAUAAUAUAUUUUAAUUGAUAAAGUAACAUGGCUUUGGAGAAUGGAAAAACCAGGCAUUUAAGUCUACAAGUCUCUUGAUCACUGCUCAGAAAACUGAAGUGUCAGUACAGUAUUCACAUCUAGAUUAAGCCUUAAUUGUUCAAGAGUCUGUGUCAACCAGAUCAGUAGAAAUUUUCUGUAAGAUCAGAACAAAUUUCAAGGUUUUAAUUUAGCUGGUAUCAGUACUAGUCCUCUCAUGUUCCACAGGCUUAAGAAGGGUCUGCCUGUGUCAUAAUUGUUAAUUAUGUAAUUGCUGAUGCAUGGUGACUUGAAUUGAGAGCUUUUGAGUAAUGAAGGCUGACCACCUAGUACUCGUGACUCUUGACAACAGUGCAGAAGAAGAAAUUUGAGAAGCCCUUCUAUUGGGAUGAGUCAGAUACCAGGAAAGGAGUUAAAUGGAACAUCUGCCCAAAGUCAAGAUCUGGCUCCUUGUACAACCUGUGGAAGACAUUUUGCACAAGAUGUUCUGCUGAGACACGACCCAAUAUGCAAGAAAGUCUUCAACAAGAAGCACAAGCCCUUCAGCUCUGUGAAACAGAGACUGCAGGGAACAGAAAUCACCACUGUGAAGAAGCAGCCCCCACAAAAGAAACAGCCAGGGAAGAAAUCUAACUGGAGGCAGCACCAUGAAGAUUUCAUUAAUACUAUUCAAUCAGCCAAGCAGGUCACAAAAGCUCUGAAGGAGGGCCACCCUCUUCCACCUCCUCCCCCACCAAGCAUCAAUCCAAACUAUAUUCAGUGUCCACACUGCUCACGGAGAUUUAAUGAGGCUGCAGCACAGAGGCACAUGAAGUUUUGUGAAGAACAAGCUGCUCACCGUGCCUUUGCUGCAAAGACCACUGGGCACGCUUUGGGCAAGCAACCAGUGACUCAGAGAAAACCCCCAACCUUAACAACUGCUGUGUUACCACUUCAGAAGAGAGUACAAGAAGGUGCCAAUACAGACAAACCUAGGCCAGAGACCUCUCGAGGAAUACUGCAGAAAACCAGAAAAUCUUUGGGUGUAUCUACUGGAAAAAAAUCUUCAGGAGAGUUCAGGUAAGAAAUAUUUUUUUUAUUUCAACAUUAUAACAUAAAAGGACCUUGUUUGCUUUUGUGUAUACACAAUAUCCUGUUGCAGUGUUUGCAGUAUGAAUUUCUUUGUAUUAACUGAAGCGAUCAA